Molecule: messenger RNA, 858 nt
Organism: Penicillium mononematosum
Lineage: Eukaryota; Fungi; Ascomycota; Eurotiomycetes; Eurotiales; Aspergillaceae
Product: translation initiation factor eIF2 subunit alpha
Exons: 5
Coding region: 1-858 (285 amino acids)
Cellular component (GO): eukaryotic translation initiation factor 2B complex; eukaryotic 48S preinitiation complex; multi-eIF complex
Molecular function (GO): ribosome binding; RNA binding; translation initiation factor activity
Source: RefSeq, a predicted model, not a curated record
AUGUCUUUAACAAACUGCCGGUUCUAUGAGGACAAGUAUCCGGAGGUGGAUAGCUUCGUCAUGGUUAAUGUCAAGCAGAUCGCCGAGAUGGGCGCAUAUGUGAAGCUGCUUGAAUAUGACAACAUCGAUGGCAUGAUCCUCCUCUCAGAACUCUCUCGCAGACGUAUUCGCAGUAUCCAGAAGCUCAUCCGCAUUGGGCGCAACGAGGUUGUUAUCGUGCUUCGUGUCGACAAGGAGAAAGGUUACAUUGAUCUGUCGAAGCGACGUGUUUCUCCCGAGGAUGUCAUCAAGUGCGAGGAACGUUACAACAAGAGCAAGGCAGUGCACUCUAUCAUGCGCCACGUCGCAGAGGCAACUCAGACCCCCCUGGAGACCCUAUACGAGAACAUCGGGUGGCCUUUGAACCAAAAAUACGGUCACGCGCAUGAUGCCUUCAAAAUCUCCAUUACGAACCCCUCCGUCUGGGAUGAGAUCACCUUCCCCAGCGAACCCGUCCGUGCCGAUAUCGAGGUCACAUGCUUCGGUUACGAUGGAAUCGACGCCGUCAAGGAUGCCCUCCGUACCGCUGAGGCCGACAACACCCCCGAGAACCAGAUCAAGGUCAGACUGGUGGCUCCUCCUCUCUACGUCCUGGCCAGCCAAUGUCUCGAUAAGACCCUCGGUGUUAAGUUGCUUGAGGAGGCCAUCGUGAAAAUCGAAGAGCGUAUCAAGGCGGCCGGCGGUAGCUGCACCGUGAAGAUGGCACCCAAGGCUGUCACUGAGCACGACGAUGCGAUCCUGCAGGAGCUCAUGGAGAAGCGUGAGCGUGAGAACACCCAGGUCAGCGGAGAUGAGGACUCCGAGAGCGAUGAGGAGUAA